AGAGCGCUUGAGACACACCUGCCGGGGCGGCGAGACGGGCGGCGGCUGGGGCGCGGAGCGGGGCGCAGCCGCCUUGGCAGCGGGGAUGGCGGCCCUGGAGAAUGCCUCUCUCCAAUCCUGCAGUGCCUCAGAGCAGGAGGAGGAGGAAGAUAGCGUCUGGGAGAAGAUUGAGAGUGCACGGCACCAGCUGACCCGCUCCCUGAACCCUGCGAAGCUCACCCCGUACCUGCGCCAGUGCCGCGUCAUAGAUGAGCAGGACGAGGAGGAGGUGCUCAAUUCCUGCCGGUUCCCUUGCAAGAGCAACCAGACAGGUUACCUGAUGGACAUCCUGCGGCGCCGGGGGAAGCGAGGCUAUGAAGCCUUCCUGGAGGCCUUAGAGUUCUACUACCCAGAGCACUACACACGGCUGACAGGAAGGGAGCCAGCCCAGCGCUGCUCUAUGAUCCUGGAUGAAGAAGGCCCUGAGGGCCUAACUCAGUUCCUAAUGAUGGAGGUGAAGAAGGUGAGGGCUCAGCGGAAAGAGCACCUGCUGAAGGAACACCAGCUCCAAGUGAAAAACCAGGCAUUGGAGCAAGAGCAGGCCCGGCUGGAGCAGCGGCUGCAGGAGCUCCUGAAGGUGCAGGAGCGUUGCCAGCGGCUGAGAGAAGAGUGGGACUCCAACAGCGUGGAGCUGCUGAGGCUGAAGGAUGAGAACUACAUGAUGGCCAUGCGCUAUGCACAGCUCUGUGAGGAGAAGAACAUGGCAGUUCUGCGGAGCAGGGACCUGCAGCUGGUGGUGGACCAGCUGAAAUGCAAGGUGACCAGCCUAGAGGAGGAGUGCAGCCUGCUGCGGAAACAGGCGUCCGCACUGCCCCAGCGAGAGGCGGAGGAGCGGGGACACCCUGACGCCAUGUCUGAGCUGCAGGCUGAGAACCAGCGGCUUGCAGCAUCGCUGCAGGAGCUGCAGGGAAUGUUGCAGAAGCCUGGUGAGGACCCGGUGCCAGGCUCUGAGCAGAUCCUGCUGGAUAUCCUGGAGCACGACUGGAAGGAAGCCCAAGACGACCGGCAGGAUCUCUGCCAGAAACUCAACAACCUGCAGAAUGAGCUGCAGUGGGCUGAAGAGCUGAGGGAUAAGUACCUCCAGGAGGUGGAAGACCUGCAGCUGAAGUACAGGACGCUGCAGAAGGACUGUGAUCUCUACAAGCAUCGUAUGAGCACAGUGCUGCUGCAGCUGGAGGAGAUUGAAAAAGAGAGAGACCAGGCAAUCCAGAGCCGUGAUGGGGUGCAGCUGCAGUACUCCCAGAGCCUGAUCGAGAAGGACCAGUACCGCAAACGCGUGCGGGCCCUGGAGGAGGAGCGGGACGAGCUGCUGAGCAAGCUGAGCCAGGCUGAAGGGCAGAACAGCACACUGGAGGCACAGCUGCAGCGGUGCCAAGGCAGCCGCAGCCUCAGCAAGAUGUGCAGCUCUUCCUACUCUCUCUGCUCCAACCUCAGCAGCACCUGGAGCCUCAUAGACAACCCUACCAGCCUUACAACUGGACUUGUGGAUGCACUGGGGGGUUCUGUUAUCCCAUUCUCAGGGGAUUCGGCCAUUCAGAGCAUGGAGACGACUCCAGAAAGUGAGAAGGAAAUCAAUCGCCUUUCCACCUUCCCCUUCCCGCCUUGCAUCGGCUCCAUCCUCCGUCGGCAGCGGGAAGAUAAAUGCAUGCCCUACAAGAGCUUGUCCUGCGGCUCCUUCAGCAGCAUUGAAGAUGCAACAGGCAGUGGUUUUGCUAGUGCCUCGCUUGGGGCCUUCUCCUCUUCUUCCAGCAGCACCUAUGCCAGGGUGAAGUCAGAGAUCUGCUUGUCUACCCUUCCCAGCCGUGAGGAGGUUACCAGGAGGUCCCUGGUGGUACAGUUCACUAGCAUGGGUCACCCCAGCAGUGCCUCAUCCCAGGAGAAGAGGCUUGGAGCAGACAUCUCCAUCCUCGGAGGGAACAGGACAGGGAUUUAUGUCCAGUGGGUCAAGCCAGGCUCACAGGUUGAGGAUGCAGGACUCCGGGAAGGGUGUCGGCUCAUUGAGCUGAGGGUGCCAUCGCUGAAGGAGGAGGUACUUUCCCUGGAGAACUGCACACGGGAGGUCGCCUACCUGAGCCUGCUGCAUUGGGAUGAGCCCUCUAGUCUCAUCUUUCAGCUGGACUUGGAAGGAUACCAGCCUCUGCGGGAAGCCUUGGAAGAAGGGAAGAAGCUGUCUGGAGACUCGUUCUAUGUGCGCAUCAACCUGUCCCUCCUGGAGCCCUCAGACCCUUACGCGCUGUGCGUCAAGUGCCGCGAGAUCCUCCACGUCACAGACACCAUGCACAAGGGGCGGCUGGAGUGGUACUGCUCCCGUGUUGAUCCCUUGACCAUGAGGGACCUGGACAAGGGGACAGUACCCAACUACAGCAGGGCUCACCAGCUUUUGAAGAUCCAGGAGAAGGGCCAGAUGCCUGGGCAACAAAGAGGUCACAGAAUUAAUCUAAAAAAACGGGCCUUGGAUCAACUGCGCCUGGGGAAACCCAAACCACAGAGAAGCCCAGGAAAGCCCCAACAACAGCUGUGGCUGGACCCCUGCUCAGACUCGGACACAAACCUGAAGCCUUACAGCCUGGUGCGCCCUGUGGUGGUGCAGGCGCCCCGUCCUGUGGUGCUGUCACCUAGCUGCAUUGCACUGCGGCUCAUCAGGAACCUGCUGGACUUGCCCACUUCUCGCCUGGACUUCCACGUGUGCCUUGCAGAGAAGCUGGCAGAAGGGGAGCCCAGUUCAAAGCAUGCUCAGGAGCACCCUGUGUCUAGAGCUGCCCUGCAGGACCGGAGGCAGAGCGAGCAAAUCCGCAUGAUCCGGGAGGCGAUGGAGAAGAAUAAACACUGCCUGCUAGAGCUGGGAGUUCAGAGUGUGAGGGAUCUAAUUAGAAGUGAAAUAUACCCCAUAGUUAUCCAUGUCGAGGUCACUGAGAAGAACAUUAGAGGACUCAGGAGCUUGCUGGGCAAGGUGGGCCAGCGGGACUCAGAAGUGCUGAAGCUGUGCCGCAGUGCGGAGCAGAGCCUCCACACUCUGCCCUGCUCCUGGGCCCGUGUGGAGCCCCACGCCUGGCGCCAUGCCGAGGAGCUGCCCAAGGUGGUUCGGGGAUGCAUCUUCCAGGAGCAAACCCGCCCGCUGUGGAUCGAGGAGAGUGAUGACUGAGCUGGGGGUAGCAGAGUAGCCACUGCCAGCCACCAUCCCCAAGAGAUGUUCUUGGAGGUCCCUAGCUCCCCAGGCUCCUCUAGGUAGCAUGUCCUUCCUCCCUGAGGGGAUGCCAGCAGCAAAAGCCCCCAGGGCUAGGCUUUCUUGGCCACCAAGAGCCAGGGAGGAAUACAUGCUGCCCUCCUGCCUGAGCUGUUCAGAUAUUGGAGAGACAUCUUCCACCACCAUGGUGGAAACCACCCCGGUGGGCUGUUCACCAUCACCUUGUGCUGUCUCUCGUACCCAGAUGGAGAGCGUGGGGGAACUGUGUGGGAUCAAAUCGUGUGGGAUCACGACUCACACAUAUUUAAAACCCUUCUCCCAUCGCCUCUGCCUCCUCUGCCCUGCAGCACUGUGUGCUCUGGGUCCCCUCCUCCCCUGUCUACCUCGCCUCCAGGCCCUGCGGUGCAGGGACCAUGGUUCAGGAGCCCAGUGCCCCACUGGAGUGACACUAAGCUUGCAAUGAAGCCUGAUUUUAUAGAAGCUGUGCUCUUUAUUGCUUGUAAAUUAUUAAUAGAGCCUUUUAUUGGCAAACCACACAUAAAGGAGAAUUAAAUACCAUUCAUAACGGCAA
Molecule: messenger RNA, 3794 nt
Organism: Pogoniulus pusillus (Red-fronted tinkerbird)
Lineage: Eukaryota; Metazoa; Chordata; Aves; Piciformes; Lybiidae
Gene: CARD10
Product: caspase recruitment domain family member 10
Exons: 21
Coding region: 86-3181 (1031 amino acids)
Biological process (GO): regulation of apoptotic process
Cellular component (GO): cytoplasm
Molecular function (GO): CARD domain binding
Source: RefSeq, a predicted model, not a curated record